Messenger RNA from Colletotrichum spaethianum, 1497 nucleotides. RefSeq lists its product as uncharacterized. The record is from RefSeq and is a predicted model, not a curated record. The coding region runs from base 1 to 1497 and encodes 498 amino acids. NCBI's taxonomy places the organism in Eukaryota, Fungi, Ascomycota, Sordariomycetes, Glomerellales, Glomerellaceae. The transcript has 3 exons.
AUGGCGGACGGGGGCGACGGCAGGUCACCGGCGGAGCAUCAGCGGAAGAGGGCAGGUCACAAAGCGUUUGACGCCACCAACGGCGUCGACGAACAGCAAGAAGCCGGCCCCUCUCGAAGAACGUGUUGUGUUGGCAGUGCCUACACCGCCGGCCCUCUUCGGGGUUCCGUCUUGGAUGCUCGACAAGACCUCAGCAACCCGCAGGAUGCCAUCAACUCGAUUUCGCGUUCAGCCCAGCAGGCCAUCGCGUCGGCGUCUCAGUCAGCCCAGCAAGCUAUCCAGCAGGCAAGCGACCAAGUGAGACAGGCCCAGGACCAAGUGAGGCAAGCCACCGAUGCGGCCAACCGGGCGACUUCAUCGGCCAACAACGCCGUGAACCAGGCUCAGGCGAGCGCUCGACAGGGCAUCGCCGACGCCCAGAACGCGGCGAGUGCGAGUGCUAGUCGGCAGAUUGCGGCGAACCUGGCCUCGGUUACGUCAAGCGCAUCGACGCAGCUAGCUUCUCAGAUUGCGAGUAUACAAUCCAGUGCUAGCUCCAGCGCGGCGAAUGCCAUUGCUUCUGCAACGUCGUCGGCCAGCGCGGCUGUGCAAAGCGCACAGCAGGAGGCUCAGUCUGCGAGGAACGACGCAAAGCUACAGGUGCAACAAGCACAAGGCGCCGCAGUAUCGGUCACGCAGGCCGCCCUCGCUGUCGUGGGAGCCAUCAUCGGCUCGUCCCUCCUCACGAUCCUGGCCUUCUACCUCUUCACGCGUUACCGCCGCAACAAACGCAAAGAGCAGACGGGACGGGGCCUCCGCCGCGAGAUCAGCUUACCCAAGCAGGACUCACUCGUGGUCACCAACGGGCUGAACGCGAGCAACGGUUACCCCCAGGACGUCAAGCAUCCCAUAUCGCCGACGCGGCCGGACACUGCGCUCACAACAGCGUCUGGCGUGAUGGGGUAUGCUAUGAGCGACUUUGGCGGCGGGGCACCAAACUUCUCGCGCGCAACGACGUUUGUGAGCAACACGCCGCCGCAAACGAGUGGCACGGGGACGUUGCAGAGGGAACCGUCGGUGACACGGAAACCGAUACCAGUACCGCCGUCGCCCAGGAAGUCGCCGGCCUUUACUCUAUUCCCACCAAAGUCAAGGGAUCCCCCUCCGGGAAUUGGUGGGUUGCCAUCCAACCCAGCCCCUUCGAGGGAGCGUUCGUCCUCGGUGUACUCGUCGGCGUCGGCGGCGGCGGCGGUGGCACCACCGGCAACCACGGCGCUUGCGAACGAGAAGUUGGACAGGGUUGACGAGGAGACGGACGAGUUUGGGGAGGGGAGCAAAAACUGGCUGAGGCGGACGCAGACUGUGAGCCCGUUUGGUGACCUCGCGGACAGCCCUACGGGGAGAUGGACACCAACUGGCCGUUCAUCGGGUCAGGCUCGCCUCCGCGUGCGAGGUGAAGGUGGAAGUGGACCAUCCAGUGGGUUGGUUUGGGGGCCUCGAAACAACGGAAACGCCUAA